Molecule: messenger RNA, 1923 nt
Organism: Uloborus diversus
Lineage: Eukaryota; Metazoa; Arthropoda; Arachnida; Araneae; Uloboridae
Gene: dsf
Product: protein dissatisfaction-like
Exons: 9
Coding region: 229-1692 (487 amino acids)
Biological process (GO): cell differentiation; regulation of transcription by RNA polymerase II; anatomical structure development
Molecular function (GO): zinc ion binding; RNA polymerase II cis-regulatory region sequence-specific DNA binding; nuclear receptor activity
Source: RefSeq, a predicted model, not a curated record
AAAUCAUGACCGACGUGUUUGGGAAAGCAAGAAUUGAACUCACUGCCUACUGACUUUUACUAGUUGAAAUCACCCCAAAGAUGUCCUCGUGAAGUCCUUAAAGAUUCAAUCAUUUCUCCAGCUGCAACUUCAAACUUCAAACUGUUUCCACCGGGAUCCACUGCUUGUCUUCUGUUGAGAAGUCCCGAUGUGAUCCGAUGCUCCGGCAGGUGGGGUGCCUCACAGAGGAUGGAAAAAAAGGAUCGGCUCCUGGACAUCCCAUGUAGAGUUUGCGGCGAUAGAAGCUCAGGAAAACACUACGGAAUCUACAGCUGUGACGGUUGUUCCGGAUUCUUCAAGCGAAGCAUCCAUCGUAACAGAGUUUACACUUGCAAAGCGCAGGGUGAUUUAAAGGGAAAGUGCCCCAUCGACAAGACCCAUAGGAACCAGUGCAGGGCGUGCAGACUCAAAAGGUGUUUUGAGGCUUGUAUGAACAAAGACGCGGUCCAGCACGAGCGAGGACCCAGAAAACCGAAGUUCAAAGACCCAUCCGAUCCGCACGGGCAGAUCACCAAAUCCAACCACCACCACCACUCCAUCCAUCCUCUGGGCCACCACCCUCUGGCGCGCCUCUCGAGCACCUCGCCCUCUCACCACCACCACCACCACCCCCAGGCCUCCCCCUUCCACUCGGCGGCGGCAAAACUGGCCUUCGACAUGUCGAAGCUCCCCUCUUCCCUUGCCGCCGCAGCCGCCGCGGCGGCGGCUGCGGCCUCGGAUCCGGGCGGCGGGGGACUCUUCGGGGCGCCGCCGUCGCAAAUGGCGGGAAAAGAGCAGCAGGCGGCGGCGGCUGCGGCGUUCCUCGGAGCAUCCUCGGCGGGGCUGCUGCAGAUGCUCCUCAACGCGGAGAAGUCGCAGGAACUCAUAUGGAACAGUGUCAAUAUCAAGCCCAACGCACUAGCACCUAAGCUAGGAGUCGACCAUUCUCACUUCCCGGGAUUCUCUCCCCCGUUGCCCCCUCCCCCUCUCUGCUCCCCGCUGGAAGGGGGCGGACAAAGGGCCGGAGCCCUCAUGAGCUUCGGGCCCACGCAGCACAUGGGCUCGAACAGGGAAUCGGUGCAAGAGAUCACUGCCAGACUCCUAUUCAUGGUGAUUCGGUGGGUCAAGUGCUUGCCCACUUUCCAGACGCUGUCCAAAACUGACCAGGUAAUUCUACUAGAGGAAUCCUGGAAAGAUCUCUACUUAUUGAACAUGGCGCAGUGGUCUGUAACCCUCGACUUGUUGGGCUCGCUACCUCGGCCUCCCCUAGCGCUGACUCGUGCCACGGCGGAACAAAAGGGCGAGGAGACUGCCAACCUGGUGGACAUGCACUACGUCCAGGAGGUGAUGAGGAGGUUCCGGCAGCUCUCGCCAGAUGCCACAGAGUGCAGCUGCUUGAAGGCUAUUGUCCUCUUCAGACCUGAAACUGUAGGCCUGUGUGACGUGCACCCUGUCGAGAUGCUCCAGGACCAGGCGCAAUGCAUCCUGGGAGACUACGUGCGCCACAAAUACCCCCGACAGCCGACCCGCUUCGGACGACUAUUGCUGCUCAUCCCCUGUUUGCGGGCCGUAGGGGCGCAGGCCGUAGAGAAACUUUUCUUCAAAGACACCAUAGGGGACAUACCCAUUGAAAGACUCAUAGGAGACAUGUAUCAUAUGGAAAGACUUGAGUGAACUGCGUUCAUCGACGCCUUCGCAGAAAUCAUUUCUCAUUACAUUCCACGCGUCAAAGAGACGACUUUAUAAACUGUUUCUCUAGAAGAAGGAAUCUCGCUGCUGAAGAUGUGUGAAACGAAUUGCAGAAAUGUUCCAAAUCAUUUAAAAGAUGUUAUUGUUACGUCAGUUACCUUACAGGAAUAUGAAUGUACACUUCACAUCUAAAUGAUUUUUAAAUAAAUGUACAGU